CGCUGUUUUUUACAACAACCAACAAAGAAAAUAUGAUCCAUACUCAAAUUCUUAUAAUGAGGGCUGGAAGGAUCAUCCAAAUCUCAGAUAUGGUCCUCCUCAAAACAAUAAUCAAAAUUUUAAUCAAGCAAAUAGGGGAAAUCUGAAUUUAAAUCAUCAACCUAGCCAAGAUAGAAGUGCCCAGAUGUUUGAACAAAUUCUUAAGAAAAUGGAUGACAAGUUUUCAAGUUUCGAUUCAACUCUUAAACAAGUUCAAGAAAAACAAACAGCUACUAAUGUGAUUAUAAGCAACUUGCAGGCUCAAAUGAAUCAAAGAAUCCCUUCUCAACCUUUUCCAAAUCCAAAAGAAAACAUAAGUGCUGUGGUUUUAAGGAAUAAGAAACAAUUGCCUGAACCUAAGGGUAGGGAUAGGGUUGAGAGUGAGAAAGAAGUUCCUAAAGUUGUGAACCUUGAGUUAGAUGAGGCUACUGACAGCAGUUCUCAUGGGGCUGAAACAGUGGGAGAAACACCUGGGAAUGAUAACUCAGACCAAGGGGAAAGGGUAGAAGACAUGGUCAGACCUAAAGCUCCCUUCCUGAAAAAGACUUUCGGGGAAUGAAAAAAUCCAAAUGAGUGAAAAUGUUAGUACUGUUUUUCAAAAUAAAAUGCCUCAAAAAUGCAAAGAUCCUGGGGUUUUUUCUAUUCCUUGUCAAAUAGGGAGUCUUAAAUUUGAUAGGGCAAUGCUUGAUUUAGG
Molecule: messenger RNA, 733 nt
Organism: Cuscuta campestris
Lineage: Eukaryota; Viridiplantae; Streptophyta; Magnoliopsida; Solanales; Convolvulaceae
Source: the annotation of a GenBank genome assembly